Messenger RNA from Haemorhous mexicanus (house finch), 14748 nucleotides. RefSeq names its product USP6 N-terminal like (gene USP6NL). Bases 214 to 2763 code for a protein of 849 amino acids. The record is from RefSeq and is a predicted model, not a curated record. NCBI's taxonomy places the organism in Eukaryota, Metazoa, Chordata, Aves, Passeriformes, Fringillidae. The transcript is spliced from 15 exons.
AUAGCGGCGGUGUCACAUCGGGGCACUUCCUGGUCGGAGGCUGCCGGUCCCGGGGCAGCGAGCAGGGACGCGCCGCUGGGGAAGGCGGCGGAGGGAGGCCCCGGGAAGAGGAGGAAGCCGAGCAAAGGACAUGUAUACCUCUGAGAAACCUUCUCCAACAAAAUACCUUGCUUCAGGACCUGUCUUGGAUUAUAUACAAAGAAGUUUCCAGUCAUGAGUGCAGAUGCUGAGCAGGAUGCUGCUAUCAAACUUGCCCAGGAACGAGCAGAGAUAGUUGCCAAGUAUGACCGAGGACGUGAGGGUGCUCAGAUUGAACCGUGGGAAGAUGCUGACUACCAUCUUUACAAAGUCACAGAUAGAUUUGGGUUUCUACAUCCAGAGGAGCUUCCUGUCCAUGAUGCGGUGAUAGAAAAGCAAAAGAACCUUGAAAUUGAAAGAACUACAAAAUGGCUUAAGAUGCUGAAAAGCUGGGAAAAAUACAAGAAUAGUGAAAAGUUUCAUAGGAGAAUUUAUAAAGGGAUCCCACUGCAGUUGAGAGGGCAAGUCUGGUCCUUGUUGCUUGAUGUUCCGAAGAUGAAAGAAGAAAUGAAAGACUUUUAUAAUAAAUUGAAGUGUCAAGCACGAGGGUCUUCACCAGAUAUUCGACAAAUUGACCUCGAUGUGAACCGCACGUACAGAGACAACAUCAUGUUCCGGGACAGAUACGGUGUGAAGCAACAAUCUUUGUUCCAUAUUUUAGCUGCAUAUUCCAUAUAUAAUACGGAAGUUGGAUACUGUCAGGGAAUGAGCCAGAUCACAGCUUUGCUCCUGAUGUUCAUGAAUGAAGAAGAUGCCUUCUGGGCCUUGGUGAAACUUCUCUCUGGUCCAAAGCACGCUAUGCAUGGUUUUUUUAUUCCUGGUUUUCCAAAACUGAUGAGGUUUCAGGAACAUCAUGACAAAAUUCUGAAGAAAUUUUUGUCCAAACUGAAGGAGCAUUUGGAUUCCCAGGAUAUGCCCACCAGCUUUUACACAACCAAGUGGUUUUUCCAGUGUUUUCUUGAUCGUACUCCCUUUACAUUAAGCCUCAGGAUAUGGGAUAUCUACAUACUUGAAGGAGAGAGGAUUCUCACUGCUAUGUCUUACACAAUUCUGAAACUGCACAGAAAGCAUCUGAUGAAAUUACAAAUGGAAGAGCUUGUAGAAUUUCUGCAGGAGUCUUUAGCCAAGGAUUUCUUCUAUGAAGAUGACUUUGUAAUAGAGCAGCUCCAAAAUUCUAUAUCAGAAUUGAAACGAGCAAAGCUGGAUUUACCAGUAGCUGGUAAAGAAGAUGAAUUUCCAAAGAAGCCAUUGGGGCAGAUUCCAUCAGGACCUCCGCCCUCUGUGCUUAACUCCACUCCAAUGCUUAAUGGACAGAACAGUACUGGUACACAAGCAGCAAGACAAAGGACAGAGAGAAGAACAUCCACAGAAGAAGAAUCAGAAAGCUCACCAAACAACCGAAAAAGAAUUAAUUCUGUGGAAAAGAAACCUUCAUUAAAACAGCAAAAGAUUCGACCAGUAGAGACACAAAACAGUUUGCCUAAGAAUGAGGUGGAUACCAGAAAAAAGCCUCAGCCAGCAGAGCAAGACAGCUCAAGUCUUUACAAUAAUGCAGCUGCUAAUCAGAAUUCUAAUGCUACUUCCAACACAAGAAGGGAAUUUGUACCUAAGUGGAAUAAACCAUCUGAUAUCAAAAUAAUGGAAAAGACAAUGAAACUCGCUGCAGAGGUGAAAGGGAGGUCAAUAAACCAGUCUGGUUUGGGCCCACCACCAAGUCCUGGAGAAAUGCAGUCUUUGAAUGUAAAGCAAAAGGUGAGGGUUUUGGAUGCUGAUGAAGGUAAGCGAGGGUCUAAUGCAUCUCAGUAUGACAAUGUUUCAGAGGAUGAAACUGAGAACGAGAAUGUUGUUGAAGAGAUGCUUGAGAGAGCUCAUCCACAAAGUCCUAGGCAUGUAGCAUUUUCUAAUAGUCCAAGAAAGCAAAUGGAAAAAACACCAGCUCCAUUAAAAAUACCCAAUAAUUACACCUUCACUUCACAAUCCAGAUCUCCAAAAUAUACAUCUCAGUCUGAUGGUCCAUCUCAUGGACUGAAUGUAAAGCAGCCACUGCCAGGUUAUAGUAAUCCCCCUACUUACUAUGGGAAUUCUCCAAAGCAUGUUUCCAGUACAAGCAAUACAAGUUCUGCACCUCUGCAUUACCAUGGGAAUCGACCCAGCCCCUCUGGAAGGCCGUACACUCAUUUUAUGGCAGUUGAUUAUUCCCCAAAUAAACUGCAAAUGAAUUCCUAUCCUGCCAGUCGCCAAAAUGCUCUUCCAGCAGCCCCUGCUCAGACAGAAGUUGCUCCUGUUGAUGCAUACACCAGCAACUCGAGGUCCUCCCCAGGUGUCAAGUUCAUAAUCCCUCCAGCAGAUUAUUUACCAGAGGAGCCAAAGUGGCCGGACGCCUACACCUACAGACACGAGCCCUACAGGCAGCCCUGGAGCCAAGACCUUAACAAAGGCCACUUGGAUCAUUUCCAGAAAUACCAGCAUUUUCUGCCAACACCUUUACAUGACCACAGACUUCCUGCUGUUCCUGUGGAUAGUCCAGUGAGAUACAGGACUUCCCCAACCUUGGAAGAGAAUGGUUCCCCACAGUACCAAUAUGCAAGCCCAUCAGCUCAAGCCCAACACUAUCGGAACAGGACUGAUGGAUUGUCAGUGCAUCUGACUGUGCAUGAGUCUGUGCAUGAGUCUGUGCUUCUCUGAGAAUCUGGCUGUGCUUAGUAAAGUGGCAAGAACCAAAACCAGUUGAACAGUACUGUGUUAGUAGUAGUCCUCCUCAAUUCUCUGAAAUGUGGAUGGUUCGUGUGAGUUCAGAAAUAAUGACACUUUGUCAGAGAUGUUUCAGACUUUGGUUGAAAGCUGGUGGAGUUCUUGGACUUGCAUGGAAGCUACUGGAAGUGAUCUAAUGCACAUAGACAUAGCAAUAAGCUCAUAUACAUCACGUGGUUCAUGCUGUCGUCGCUCCUUACAUUUUAAAUAACUCGUGUUACAAUCCUGCCUAAAACCUGUAACACACUGAAAAGUUUUGACUGACAUUGUUAAUGCACUGUACAGAUGUGUGCGUGUGUGCCUGUGUGAGUGUGCACUUACAGUACACAAACUCAUGUGGAAAAGAGCUAAAGAGUUUAAAUUUAAAUGCAUUUAACUUUGGGCAAAGCUUGUGAAGUACUUUUAUUUCAUAUUAAUUUUUCUUUGUAAUUUAUUUGAGAAGCCAUUCAUUUUGAAUGGGAAUUUCUGUCAUUUUUAUACAGCUGCCUCAGCAUCCCAGUAUCUGUUCUGGGCAGGAGAGAUGCUUUGGGAUUAUUAAUUUAAUCAUAUGUGAGAGUUAAUUUCCUCUCCUUUGACUACUGUUUGUCAUUUUCCUCAGCAGGAAGGAGCAGGCAGGAAAAAGCAGAUAGCCAAAAAUGUCUCUCUAAUCUGGCUAAGAAAUGGUGCUUAAAUUCAGCGCAGUGUUUAGGGGUUUUUUAAGUGCAUCAAAAAUGGAGAAUUUGUACCUUCUCACCCAAAUCUACCUUCAGAAUGUCGUUCUAUAUGCAAAAGACUGGAGCACAGUGAGACUAAUGCCAGAUACAGAAAUGGUGCUGCACCCUUCACUUUUUGCCAUGCUGUGCUGUCAGACUCAAACUGGUUGCAGGGCCAAAUCUCACAGGUAUCAGAGGAUUGCACAGCUCCUUGACACCUCUGUGAAGUGCACGCAGGAAUUUGAGCUUUGCUCCAAGCUUGACAUUCCCUGAGCUGUGUGAGUAUGCAGUGUCCCUUGUUGAGUGGAUUUUGUUGUGUUUUGCCCUUUUUCCCCCCAAAUUGCUGGUGGAUUCCUGUCUGUGGUGUGGGGCAUGUUCUGCUGUGCUGUUGGGCUCACACUGCACAGUGUUCUACACUAAAAUGACCCUGACUGUUAACAGGAACCUUAAACUCCUGCUGAUGUAAGUAAUUCUUUUAGUCUUUGCAGCUUUUUCUACUUUGUGUUUUCCUUUCUGUUUUGACUGUGAAUUGGGGGUGGAAUUAAAAGCAGGUGAAGUGGCACAUGGAGGAUGGAGUCCUGCGAGCUGCAGGACACGCUGACCUCUCGGAGCUGAGGCAGAGGAGGGUCUCACCAGGAGAGGUCCUUGGAGUGCUGAACAGAGAGAUUUCUCUAAUACUGAAGUACUAAACAUUGGUGUCAACACCAGUUUGGAAGCUUGUCCUGUUCCCUUUUGUUUUGUAAGAUUUGUUAACUGAAGACAUAGAAAUGGAUGUUAUUUUUUUUUCCUUUAAAGAAUGAGCUUUAGUGCCUAUUAUUGCUGCAGGUUGGCUCUGUAAGUUUAAGGUACAGAAGUAAAACAAUUUUUACAAAUGGAAGUAACAUUUACUUAGUAUGUUUCAAAACAUUUUUUUUUUGUGUAUAUAACGUGUCUGAUGUAAUUUUUAAUAACUGGGCAAUUUUAUAUUUUAAAAAUUGCAAACUGCAGCGAAGUAACUGUAGCCAAGCACUACACUGAAAUCCUAAACUAAAAUUGUGAAGAUAAAUAUGACUUGGGCUUACUUUAGUUCUGAUUGCUUACAGCAGCUUAGAAAUGUAUGUAUAUAAUAUUGUGGCUAAGUGUAAUAAUCUCAGUGUUUAAUGAUGGUUCUGUAAUUCAUAACAAAGCUGUACAAUUUAUUUGUGCAAACAACUUGAGGCUCCAAAAUAUGUAUCAGCAUUAGUAAAUACUGUAGAUUUUUAUAUAUAAAAUAUAUACACACUAUUUUCUUAUUUCAUCUGCAACAGUUUUAUAACUGUGUACCCUAUUUUGAUGUGACUGUAUUUUUAACAUGUUAAAAUAAUAAUAAUUAAGCUUAUGUUGUUUUGUCUUUCUUCUUAAUUAUUUGGUUAGCUCCAAACUGGACUUUAGCUAUUCUCAGCAGAAAUAAUUGCUUUUCAUAAAUGAAUCAUGUGUAUAUAUAUAUGACGUAUCCUAUUUAAUUUGUAUGUGUUUAUUUUUAGACUAAGCAAUGUGGAUAAAAUCUAUAUAGUGCUUUUGCAUUAUUGCAGAAGUGGCAAGGUUAUUGAUUAUAGUUUAUUACACAGGCUAAACCUUAGCCUGUCAUUUGCAAAAACUAGGAGCAUAAACUGUGAUCAUUAUUUUCUGGUUUUGUUCUAAUAAUCUCACCCAAUACCAGUUUAAAAGAGAAUUGUUGUCAUAAGGAAUUUGCAAAGUUGCAUUGAUCAAAGUGCAAAAUAAUAGUCUGACUGUGGCUUCUGUCUCUCACAUGUUUGCAGGAUGCUGUUGAGUUGUUUUUUUAAAAAGAAAAGCAACCCAGCCUUGUGUCAUCUGACUGUAGUGCAAAACACAUUUUUAUUUUCAUUUAACUGGACAAACCAGACUCAAGGUACAGGCAGAUUUGAGUCUGUCAUUCAUACCAGUAACAAAACCCACUUGAUGCUGCAGAGGGAAGGCAGACACAGCUGUGCCAGUGCCUUGCUGGUGGAGGGGCUCAUCUCAGUGUCAUGGAUUAGAUAUCCUCACAAGAGCUUUGCUGUCACUGUUUUCUUUGAUCUUAAAACAGUGGAGUGGUAAGUAUCAACAUAAAGUACUUGGGACCUUUUUUUUUUCUUCCUAUGGUUUAAUAAUUUUCCAAGAUCUCUGCUUUGAGCUGUAUAACUGUAAAUUUCUUGUCCAAGAUAGUUGGCUUUCCUUGUGUGAGAAAAAUUCAGCAUAGGGAUUUGAGGAAUUAACACAGAGGAACACAGAAGACAAAGUAAGGAGACAUAUCUAACUUCUGUAUGGCAAAAAUUUAGUGAAAUUAAACUAAUUAGGAUUUAAAUGGAAAAGAAAGGGCCUUGAGUAUAUGCUGUGGUUGCUUUUCUUUUCACUUGGAUGCUCUGCUAGAUUAAGUCUAAAGACUUCAUUGUGGUACUGAAGCAUUUAGUCUUGUGCAGUACAAAUUGUUGUGGCCAUGGAAGAAAGACAGGAUGGUAUCUCUGGUACUCUUAACCUUUUUGGUGAGUGAAAUGUGAUGGCAAGAUCCAGGUGCUUGCUUACCUGUAUAACCAAGUUACGUUAUGCACUGCAGGUGAAGACAGAAGCCAUCCCUGCUCUUCCUUCAAGGGGAGGAUUCUGGCAUCAGAUUUGGUGAUGAAUCUGAAUCUAAACAUCCACUUGCCUGGGCAGCUAAGGAAGAGAAUCUGACCUCAAGAAAAUUCUUUCCCUUUCCCCAGAUCCAUCUGUGGCCAGUCUGUAAUGCAACACAGAGGAAAGAGAAAACCUGUUUAGCCAGAAGUCUGUUAAGGAGAGUAUUCCCUCCUACACCUGCUGAUCACUACCUAAAGCCUUAAAGCAUGAUAUUGUUUGCAAUUGUUUCAAAAUUACCAGACUGGAGUGGACAAUCCUGUUUUUCUCAUGGCCAAGAUGAGUAAAUGCCAGUUACCUCUGUAAUAUCUGUCAGCAGCAUGAAUCCCUUGUUGUAAAAGUAACUGUUCUACCCCCACUAUCAGUAAACUUUCAAGGCAAAAAGUCAGAGAGUUUUAGAAAUCAUGGAGGAUGCAGAACAGAAGUACUGUAUUGCUAGUCAAAGAUACAACAUUGUAAUAAACCACAGAAUAAUUCCAAAAUUAGAUGCAAACAGUAAAUAACAUUGAAAUGUCAAAACACAGAACAGCCUUCCAUUGUGGGGAAGCAAAUCCAAAGCUUCCCUGAGGUACAUAGACAUUUUCCAGUGAGAUUCUUCUCAAGAAUCCUAUCCUGAAUUUCACAUCAUCCUCAAUAUGACUUUGAAAUGGACUUGCAAAUUGCAGACUUUUUUUUUAAUCUCCCCCUUGGGUGGCAUUACACUGCAUGCACAAAGAAGAAUACUAUUUAAAAUAUGCCAUCAAACGCCCACCGUUUCACUUCCAGCAGAGAACAUUCCACUUUCCAUACUUCAGUGAGAGGAAAAUAUAACCUUUUUUUGUAGUCCUUUAAAUACUGCAUUUUUGUAAAGUUCUGUAAAUGUAGCAUGGUUACAGUUGAACAGCUACUUAACCAAGUAUGGUUCAGAUGCUUGCUUAGAGAUCCUCUUUAGAUGGCAUGAAGCUACUGCAUAAUUUGCUGCAGUUUCUUUUUUCUUUUGGGCAAUAUUAAGACAAUCCAAAUGCUUUUAGUGGCAGAGUUGCAAUGAGGAGAUGAUUAGGCCAACAACUGAAAUUGGAAAUAUAACUGCAGUCGUUUUGGAAAAGCCUUUAAAUGGUUGCCAAAUCCUGGGAAAGAUACCAUUUUCUGGGUUCUUUGUGCCAAGAGAACUUACUGCAGCAAGGAACACGUAGGUCCCUCUCUUGAGUGAUUUGAUUCUUUCUGCUCACACCAAAUGCUUUUCUUUGUGCUUAUGGAGUUAAUAUGUUAGUAGAAAAAUCAAUGGAACUUUUAGAAUGAAUGAUGAGAAAACAAAGCUAUCUUGUUCUGACUUUUCUUUCUUCCUUUUUUGUUUGUUUUACUGAUUUUAUUGUCAGCCUUGUCAAGGUGAGCUGUGUGUGAUGUGAUUCUUCUGUCUUCUUUAGUAAUGUGCCAAGGAGUUUUUCAGAGGCUUUGUGAUGCCUUUUUUGGCUGCUGUUUCUGCUGUAUAUCAGAGGUUAUUGUUUGCCUCCUCAUCUUUUCCUUUCUAGAUUAUGUGCAAAUUAAGGGAACAGAAAUUAUAUUCUCAGUAUUACAGUUGAUCAGAAAUUCUCCAAGAAGGGUAAUUCCUGACAGAAAGCAAUUAAAUUUGGCAGUUGGUAAAGGACACUCUAAGGUGGAGACUUUUGUACAAGUCUGUGGAAUCCAAAGUCUAAGGUUGCUUCUGCUUGGGGUUAAGCACCAAAAACCAUAUUAGACACGAGGAAGAUCUUUUUGCAAAAUGCUGUGUCCUGCCACAGAAACAUGCCAGCUUGGAGCUACAGCUGACCUGCCAGUCCAAUAUAUUUGAUUUGGUUAAGUAAAUAACCUGUUUCCUGGUAAUGCAUUUCUUUUGUCAAAUUUUUCUACUGGAAAUGAGGUAAAGAAUUGAGGCCUGGGCUGGGAACUGGGGUGCCUGAGCUCUUCUCUUUAAUUAGGAGAACUGAAGAUGGCUUUUGGUUCAAACCAUCCACUUCAAUUGUUGUAUUUGUAAGUUCAGGAGUAUCUUUUAGAAUAACCUGUGGUAUUAUCCCUUAGGACUUGGGUUUUUUUCAAUAACAGAAGGUCUGUUAGAUUAGUUUGUCUAAUCUGUGCCUUCUUUUUAAAUUUCCCUGUUCCCAUAUUUCCCCAAAGAGAGCUCAGAUCUGGGAAUGACUCCAUAGGUAGUAAAUUGAUCUUAGUGGUUGAUGGUAGAUCUCCAGUGCUACCAUCAGGUGGGUUGGAUGGUAUUUUCAGGCACCUUAGAACUCAGCAUGAAAACUGGGGUUUUACAAUACAGGUAAGUAAAAAAGCUUUACUGGUGCAAGGCUCCCCUUGAACCCUGCAGCAGUGUGUGGUUUAUAGUCAAACUCACACAGCUUUGAAGCAGAAGGGCUGCUUCUCAAACGUGAUGAUGCUUAACUGCCUUAACCUUUGGGAGCAGAGGUCAGUGCUGUGGUGGUAGAGCUUGUUUCCAGCAACAUUGGGGUUUUGUUCCUCUGAAAUUUCACAGGGAAGGGACCCACAAGGAUUAUCAAGUCCAGCUCCUGGCCCUGCACAGGACACCCCAAGAGUCACACCCUGUGCCUGACAGCAUUGUCCAAACACUUCCUGAACUCUGCCAGGCUCAGUGCUGUCACCACUGCCCUGGGGAGCCUGGUGCAGUGGCCAGCCACCCUCUGGGUGAAAAACCUGUUCUAGUAUCCAACCUAAACCUCCCCUGACACAACUUCAGACCAUUCCCUGUCACUGUCACCACAGAGCAGAGAUCAGUGCCUGCCCCUCCACUUCCCCUCACAAGGAGGCUGUAACUGCAAUGAGGUCUCUGCUCAGUCUCCUCCAGGUUGAACAGACCAAGUGCCCUCAACUGCUCCUCAUGUGGCCUCCAGACCCUUCACCAUCCUGGUUACUCUCCUUUGGACACUCUGUAAUAGUUUAAUAUCUCCCUUACAUUGUGCUGCCCAAAACUGCACACAGCACUCAAGGUCAGCAGUAUCCUGGCUGAAACAUGGAGAACCCAUGCUCUCUGAGGAGGAGGAGUUGGGUUCAUUCCUGGACACAAGCCCCAUGAAGGUAACCUAGAACAAACUGGGUAUCAUGUUUAUAUUAAAAUGGUUUUAAAACAGUCCUCUUGGCCUCAGUGUUCCUUAGAGACAGCUCACCCAAUCAACCUUUCAGUCCAAACAAAGGGAUUGUGUUGGGAGAUCUUUCUUUGAUGUCAUUUGUUCAGACUUUGUGUCUGGAACUCCUGAAACCCUUCAGAGUGCUCUCCCUUUUUGUUCUCCAGGUUUUACUGUGUCAGGUUUUUUCCAUCUGAGUUUUUUCAAUUCCAGUAGAGAUGUCCACCUGUUUGCUUCUCCAGUGAAUGAGUUUUCUUUCAAUUCUUCUGUCAGCCUGUCAUGAGCUUCAUGCUUGGUGUCAAUUCAUUGCAUUCUCCAAUCCAUCCCAAAGUCUGUCUUCAAUUUGCAGUGCUGUCACUUUGCUUUGGAGAAAACACUGAAAAAAGGACAAAGUACAUGAUUUGGAGAUGAUAAACCAGAAAUUAUGAGUGUAAAAGCCAAUCAUAAGCACUUUAGAAAGGCCUGUCUGGUGGUUGUGCUGUGAGCAGCACCUGUAUCAUCAUAAGUGAUAGAGGUACUACCCUGUUAAUUGGAAGGGCUGGGAUGAUCAGUGGCUUUGCUGAGUUCUUUUCCCCAGUGAUAUCUGGCUUGUGUGGGAGGUUGUGUCCAUGAUUUGACAAUUUGAUGCUGGUCAGCACAAAGGAGCAAGUCAGCCUUUGCUGUAAGGCUGAGGACAGAAUUCUCUAAAUAUUUCAUCACAAAUAGUGAAUAAAGAAGGAACAGUCUCUCCUUGCCCUGGAAUGAGUACACUCACAGCUACAGAAAGUCAUUUACAGCUGCUGGAGUCAUACAGAGCUGUACCCCAACUUUUUUGAUGCUGUACAUUGUGAUUUUGCUGUGUAAUGUAUAAAAGUGCAGCACUUACCUCUGGUGUGCCUUUUGCCGUGCAGUUGUGCAUCCAGUGGGCAGUGUCCAUCCUGCCUGCUCCCACUGCUUUCCUGGUGAACUCAGUUUCUGUUGGGCACACCAAGUCUUCCUGGGAAAGAAAUUAGCCCCUUGUCUGCUCUAAGUAUUCAUGGCUCCUCCUGGGUGCUGGUUGUGGGGUUUAUUUAUUUUGUUACAAAGCUUUAGAAUAUAUUCAGUUUCCACAUCUCCUGGUCUUCCCUGCUCUGUCCAAAUUCUGCCAAAUACUAAAGGAGAGGGGAAAAUAAUGAAUUCUGGAGUUAAGCAUCUGUGGACUUGACCUGCUGGAAAUUGUGCAGCUCUGUCUGCUCCCCACAGAGAAAAGUUCUGGUAGCCGAACUUCAGAAAGGAACAAAAUAGUUUUGCUCUUUAAAUGCCAUUAUAAAGCCCCACGAUUUCAGUGACUGGGUGGGGUGUCACGCUGGGCAGACAUUUAUCAUUGUAAAUGUUAUGUGUGAAAGGCUUUAAAAUGCUUUCAGAACGUGUGAUUUUGGGCACAUAAGCAGAUCACUUUUAUUAUAACCUUCAUGUUGCACUCAAUAGGGUUGGUCAGGUGAUGUUUUUCCCUGUUCAUUUAAGUGGUUUCUUACAGAGGCCUUUGAGUUCCAGAAUAAUGUUCUGUGCAACCCUGAUAAUUACUUUCUUAUUAACUGGAAGGCCAGACUCCCUUGUCUACCACCCCUUUUAGAAGUGAAUCAUGUUCUGAUAUUAAAAUGACCCUAAGCUGAGAUCUCAAGUUUCCUUUCCAGCUGGACUAAUGGGGCUUGUAGGAGGGAAGGAAAACUUCCAUGACUGCUAAUUAUCCUUGGUUUGGAUUAAUAAAGGAAAAUUACUUAACCACCCAUCCAAAGAUGGAGAGUUAGCUUACCUUUGAAAAGACUUGCUAGCUGCUAACAAGGUAGUUGCACUGGAUUUGCCUUUUUAAAAGAUACCUUGGGUGUAUCCCCUGAGUAGCAGAGGCAGAAGGAUUCAUCCUUGUGUGCACUGUUUGCUGGAAAGGCUCAGCACAAUCUUGGCUGGCAAGUUGGGCCCCACAGUAGAUGCCUUUGGAGCUAAACCAAGGACUGUGUUUCCAUCUAUGAGCCUGACCAUGACCUGUGGAGGCCAUUGGGGGUUCAAAAGUAAUUUUUAAGGGGUUUAUCUUCAGAAAAGGAAGGCGAGCUGUCUGAACUCCUCUCUUGCAAUUCUUUUCUCUUUAAGCAAUACAGUAGGAGUGAAUUGCUGUGGGGUUGGAAUUGUUUCCAGCCAUAAGAGCAAACAGUGCUCAGCCAAUGCUGAAGGAGCACUUUCCUUUAUGGUGUUCCUAUAAGGGAAUUGCAUUUAAUUAUUUUAAAUUAUUGAAGCAGGCCAAAGAGUUGUGUCCAACCUUUCAAGUGACGUAGUACCCACUAUUCUUCAUAUAAUUUGAGGAGCCAAUGUCCAUGUCACUUAGGAAGGCAAGUAAGAACUGUCUUUACAUCCUUAGCAUCGAGCAGAUGAUCAGUUUUACCAUUAGCAUAGCUGAGCUACUUUAUAAAACCUCCCCAGCCUGCAUUUUCUGUCUGACACUUCGUUGAUAGUGUUGUUUAUAUGAAAAUCCUGCAGCCCUUUUAUUUUUAACUCCUGUGUUAAUGAUGGGGAUGCUUAGGGAGAAAUUCCCUCUUUGCUUUUUUGCCUUUGCUGUGAAAAAAUAAUAAAUGCUUGUCAGCCUAACAAGAUGUAAAGUGCCUCCCCUGCUCUGCAACAUUUAAUUCCUGAGGUGUCUUUGUAACUGCAUUUUGUUUUGCUGAACAGAAUUUCUCAAAUAUUUUCUAUCACAUCAACUUGUGAUAAGUCUAGUCUGACCUUUUGGACUUAUUUUUGGCUCAGGGCAUUGUUUUUCAGUCACUGCCUGCUUCCUUUCUCUCCCAGCUAGGAGGUGAAUAGACCUAGAGGAUGCUGGUGGUGCUUUGAGGUGGAUAUACCUAAACCUCUCACUGCAGCAGCUAACAAAAGAAAAUGAAAAUGGCUCUUUGAAUUCAAAAAGCUUUAUUAGAAUGUCAGCUAGAAUACUUAAUUAUCUUAAUUAGAAUUCAAAGCUAUGAAGAACAUUCUUAAAUAUUUAAGUGCUCUCUGCCCUUGUCCAUUAAGUGCAGAUCUUCUCUUUUCUGCCCUUGUCCUGUGCAGAUCUUUUCUUCCAAUUCCUAAGUCAACCCAGCCAUGGUUUUGGGGGUUAUUGCAAGGCCUGAGCUGCCCCUCUCAUCCACAGAGAGUUGUCCCCACGGGAUGUUCACUCCCUGCCCCUCUCUGAUGAGUCUUUCAUUGCCAAGUUUCUGCUCUUGGCCCUUCCUGCUGCCAGGUUACCUUCUGCUUGUGGAACUCUGUCCUGUGCAGGCUCAGGAACCUUCAUCAGCCAGCCCAGGAACCCUCAUCCUCUGCUGACUGAGCCCAGCCCACCCCAUCUCUGUCUCCUUGACCAUGGGAACUGAGAAACCACCUGGCACAGAACCACAGCAAAGGCUGGGCCAGAUGUGGAUGGGUCUUGCCUGGUACCUGCCCAACCUUCCCUGCCUCUCCAGGACAGCUGGAGAGUUCCUCCUGUCCUCAAGAGGAAAGCCUUCCAUGGCAGAUCAGUCCUCCAAGACUGUAAAUACAGAGUGCACGAGCCCACUGAGCUCAGCAGAGCUGGGAUAUUUAUGUGUGAGAGAAUUUUCCAUAAGCAAAGUGAAAAACCCAUCAGUCUUUGCAUGUUUGGUGCCUGAGAAUAAAAAUUUUGGGCAGGUCUUCAUACCUGUUAUUGAUACAUUUCAUACAGUGCAGUGCAGGGUUGGCACUGUACAAACAGCUCUUCGUGUCUGAUUUCCGUUUUUCUUUUAAAUUACAUUUCUUUAAUCUUUAAUUUCACUCAGUAUUUGGAUUUUUUGUUUGGUUUUUUUUUUUUUAAUUUCAUACACAGAUGUGGGAUGAUGCUUUUAUCUGUUCUCAGUAAUAUAGAACUAAGUUGGCUCUCUCUGAGUUUCUCAGUAGGAUACCAAAUAUUUUCCUCUCUUCAGUACAGAUAAACCUGUUGCUCUAGAAUACAUUUAUUAAUUCACAUUGAAAAACUUUUUUUUUGUUAUUUUAAUGGAGUCUUUUCUGUAAAGAUGUUGUUUAAAAGCUUGUAUCUGAAAUGAGAUUUUUAUUGUAACUGCUCCAAGAGGACCCUCAUAGCCUUGACAUCUGAAGUCUUCCAGAAGAAGCUAAGUGGGCUCUGUGUUUGAAGUGGCAGCACAAUGCAAAGAUGUAGCAGGAGGGAAAUGUAUUGUAUUAAUUCUAACAGACUUCAAGAAACUUAUAAUAUCUAUGAAAGUUCUUCACAUCUUUUGUUCAGAGGUGUCAGAUAUAAAGAACGUUGAAAUCAAGGACAAAGAUGCCACAAAGGCUUGUGUGAGAUGGAGGACCCAGACCUCUUUAUGAGAGUGAGACAACUUCUCUUGGGCUUCUUUCAGAGAAAUAACAAUAAUAACAAUAAUAAAAAGCCACUCAGCAACAUCUCUGAGCACAAAGGCUGAACAAGUCUCUGUCCUGUGAGACUGAAAUGAUUAUUUAAUAGGUAAUUAAACCUAGUCAAGGACAGUUGUCACACGAGGUACAAUCUGUGUUUGUGACUUUGGUUGCCAGCUCAGGUCAUCACUUGUCCCUAGACAGGCAGGAUCAGGCUGUGAGUGCCCAUUGUAUUUAGAGAGAAAUUAUUGACCUCCCUUGCCUGUGAGUUUGGGGUUUUUGAGCGAUAUUUGAUGUGGGUUUUAUGAGUUGCAGAAACUUUCAAGAAUACAUCUAUUACUUGGCUGUAAAAAUGGGAACAAAUCAAGGGAACUUAGACAUCUUCCCGUUCUCUGCUUCUAGCUGACUCAUGUUAAAACUUAGGGCUGAGGAGCCUAAAUAUUGUCUAGAAAAAUAAAUUUCCGGAGUAGAAAGUGGAUUUUCAAAGGCACUGACUUCCAAAGAGCAUUUACUGUCUUGUCUCUGCAAACUCUUGAGAAUCUAACUGAUGCUAUUCGAUUGGUGACUGUGCUACAUAUCACAGGUCUUCACAGUUUUAAAAUUAUUUUUUAAUGCCAUAUGCAAAUACUUUGGCUCAGUAAGUGUGUUAAUAUGAAGCACCCAUGAAACAAAGCUUUUGUUCUCAAGCACAGAUCAGUUGAAUUGAGACCAUUAUGGCAGACAAAAAUUCAUAAUGCUUUGGCUUCCAAUUCUUUGUUGAAAUCUUCCUGGUUCCCAGAAGGAUUUCUUUGUGUUUAGUUAUGUUUGAAUCAAUUUGCCUUCAUUGUGAUCCUUCAAAAAAACCCCAAACGCCAAAGUUAAAACAACAACGACAAAAAAAACCCACCCCCAACCCAGCUUAUUUUGUAAAACUGAUUUCUGAUCAUCUACUGCUAUCUUAUCUGUUUGUCAUCUACAGAAAUUUUUACAUGAGCAUCUAGAACAUUGAUAAAAUAUUAAAUAAUAUUGAGCCAAGAAUUAUUCCCUGGGGAAAUCUGCUGGGAAAAGCCUCACCAAUUCCUGUCUCCCACUAAUGUGAUUACAUGAAGUCGCCUUUUGAUAUCAGUGUUUACAAUUUUAACAUUAAUGUCCAACAAUAAAGCUGCACCUGACACUUGGGA